Messenger RNA from Aaosphaeria arxii CBS 175.79, 1161 nucleotides. Its product is annotated as carbon-nitrogen hydrolase. Gene Ontology annotation, biological process: oxaloacetate metabolic process; L-glutamine metabolic process. The transcript has a single exon. Lineage: Eukaryota; Fungi; Ascomycota; Dothideomycetes; Pleosporales. Bases 88 to 1008 code for a protein of 306 amino acids. Gene Ontology annotation, cellular component: mitochondrion. The record is from RefSeq and is a predicted model, not a curated record. Gene Ontology annotation, molecular function: omega-amidase activity.
UCCACCUUCAGGCCUUUCCAGGUACUUAAUCCUGCAGUCUGCCCUCUCCACCACUACACCCCGCCCUAGACCCCGACAUCAGAUAACAUGUCGCAGCUCCUCAAGAAGUCCGUAAAGCUCGCGCUCGUGCAAUUGGCCAGCACAUCUGACAAGGCACAUAACCUGUCGCACGCGCGCACCAAAGUCCUCGAAGCCACCAAGCAAGGCGCCAACAUCGUCGUGCUCCCAGAGUGCUUCAACUCGCCCUACGGCACCAAAUACUUCUCGCAGUACGCCGAGACGCUCCUCCCGUCCCCACCCACCAAAGAGCAAUCACCAAGCUUCCACGCGCUCUCCGCGCUCGCAAAGGAAGCCGGCGUCUACCUCGUCGGCGGCAGCAUACCAGAGCGCGUCGCCUCCCCCUCUUCCAGCGGGAGCGGAAAACCCUCAGAUGAGACCCUCUACAACACCAGCCUGACCUUCAGCCCCACGGGCGAACUCCUCGCCACGCACCGCAAAGUGCACCUCUUCGACAUCGACAUACCCGGCAAGAUCACCUUCAAAGAAUCCGAGGUGCUGACCCCGGGCAACAAAAUCACAAUCGUCGACCUCCCCGAGUACGGCAAGAUCGCCAUCGCGAUAUGCUACGACAUCCGGUUCCCCGAGCUCGCGACCAUCGCGGCGCGGAAAGGCGCCUUCCUCCUGCUCUACCCGGGCGCGUUCAACCUCACGACGGGGGCGCUGCACUGGGAGCUACUUGCGCGCGGAAGGGCGAUCGAUAAUCAGGUGUAUGUGGGGUUGUGUAGUCCCGCGAGGGAUAUGGGUGCGGAUUAUAAUGCUUGGGGCCAUAGCUUGGUGGUGGAUCCGAAUGCAGAGGUGCUGGAGCAGUUGGAUGAUAAGGAGGGGAUUGUGGUGAGCGAGUUGAAGGCGGGCAGGAUCGAGGAGGUCAGGAAGGGGAUUCCAGUCGUGACGCAGAGAAGGUUCGAUGUUUAUCCGGAUGUUAGUAAGGGGGGAAGGUUUGAGGAGUAGAAGAGGUAGAGCAAGAAAAGGUUACGCUUGGACUUAAGGAAAUAGAAGUACGAGUAAUAUAUUAGAUGAAACUUCGCGUGUGUUCAGGCUUUAUGAUUGUGUGGUUGAUAUGGGUCAAAAAGAUUUUGAAUAUGAUUUUCCCGAUAUAGAUAU